Messenger RNA from Megachile rotundata (alfalfa leafcutting bee), 1061 nucleotides. Its product is annotated as PAB-dependent poly(A)-specific ribonuclease subunit PAN3-like. Lineage: Eukaryota; Metazoa; Arthropoda; Insecta; Hymenoptera; Megachilidae. The record is from RefSeq and is a predicted model, not a curated record.
AUGGUUAUUAUUAAUAUACAGCAGCAGCCGCCGCAGCCGCACGGAAUCCCGGCCAGGCUGGUGAAGCAGGGUACCAACUCGUUCGACGGCACGACCAUUCAUAUCCACACGCCCGAGUGUUCGAAUCACAUUCAUCAACCGGUGGCCAGGAACGGGAGCCCGGUGAACGGAGCCGACGGCGGCCCGAGCGGGGAAUGCGACUUCCAUUGCUGCGCCCUGCACGAGGAGGGUCGUAGGAUCGCGGUGCACAAAUCGGUGGCUACUUCGCCGAUUCAGGACGCGCAACAUCAACAGUAUCAGCAACAGCACCAUCAUCCGCAUCAGUCGCAGCAGCAGCAGCAACAACAGCAGCAGCAGCAACAGCAACAGCCGCAGCAACAGCAGCAGACUCAGACCUCGUCGCCUCAGCCGCCGUCCUCGUUGUCGGACGGGACGAAACGAGCGGGUCUGAGCAAGGGUCACGUGCGAUUCUGCGACACCGCGGACGAGGAGUCGAGCUCGCGAGUCGCCGGCAACUCGACCGCCGGUUUUCAUCUGCAUCAUCAUCACAAUCAUAAUCAGGAGCACGACAGCUCCGAGUCCGAGACCGAGAACACGAUCAUGGAGGACGAGAUCGUGACCUCGGAGAAAUUUUUACUGCUCAUCGAUCAGCUCACGGUAGAUCAGAAACACCUAAGCAUCAAGGACAUCGGCAUCAUCCUCGAACGGCUCAGCUCCAAGAUCCUCGACGUGGAACGGCUCGAUCGCGAGAGCGAGAGCGAGGAGUGUUACAACUGGACGAUCAAGGCGAUCAUCCGGGGAGACGUGUUGCGGGAGCUAGGGGUCAUCUACAACGGGAACUUCUACGCCAUCUCGGAGCAUCCCGGUUACAAGGAGGAGUCCGAAGAGAAUAACGAGGAUAACGAGGAGGAGGAGGAGGAUAGACUUUAAUACGAUGCUGUUUUACUAGAUAGAUAGUUAGAUAGAUAGAUAGAUAGACAGAUUAUAUACCUAUUAAUGGUUAUUAUUAAUAUAGUAUGUAUCGAGCUGCGCGGGGAGGGAGGGGGGCUUCGAGACGAUUC